AUGUCUACACCCACCGAACAAUUCUCCAAUCUCUCAUUGCCCGGGGACAUGAGGUUCGCUGAACUCAGCCUUGAACAACGGAAGACCCAUGUCAGAGACAUUCUUUCCUCCUUUGACGAAUACAGAUUGCCAUCAGAAUUCCUCGGCGAAAUCGUUGAACGAAUUAACGAAGAACAAGCCGGGAGAAACCCUGUGGAAUGGACCAGACCUUCUGAUGUCAUCGGGACAGCGAUGCAAUGGGGUUGUCACGACGAAGAUACCUUCCAUGCUCUCGAUAAAUGGCGUACACCGACCCGCCGAGCCCAAAUGUUUAGCGAGAAGUUGCAAAGACGCUUUCAAAAAGAAUUCAAGAGAUACGAUGACAUCGGUGACCCUGAAGCUCAUGAGCAGCAAACACGCCAACCAACGACGAAAGAGAUUCGAGCCCAGGUUACCGAGAUAGCCGAGAAAUUUCGUUAUCUCACACAAGCUGCCGUGACCGAUUUGAACUUCAGAUCAAUUCGCCAAGCAGCAACCGCUGAGGUCCUGCUCGAUACAUUGGUAGGAAUUUGCAGGCGGCACGAGGAUCUUUGUCCCGUCCGUCGAAGUGGGCGCCGGACUACCUCUGGUGCUGAAAUAGAGACAAGCCUCUACCACAGCCUGAUUGAAAACCCGCCCUCCUUUAACAACAUGCUAGAGGCACUCGAAAUCGUCCGGAAAGAUUCGCCUGCGGCCCUCGUCAGCUUGAAGACCAAAUUGGACACUGCCGGUGGGCUUCUGAGGGCGAAUGAAGCCCCAGAAGCCUAUCAAGCCAGAUUCAGGAGAUUAUUGGGGUGA
Molecule: messenger RNA, 816 nt
Organism: Rhinocladiella mackenziei CBS 650.93
Lineage: Eukaryota; Fungi; Ascomycota; Eurotiomycetes; Chaetothyriales; Herpotrichiellaceae
Exons: 1
Coding region: 1-816 (271 amino acids)
Source: RefSeq, a predicted model, not a curated record